GACAGUUCUAUACUUCACUAUAGUCUCACUCCAGCCCUGCCCUACACCGGUGUCCACCAUGGCUGCUGCACGGUUUGGAAUUCUGGCAAGGACCUUCUCCACUUCAGUGGCUGCCAAGCAGUUGGUGCAGCCACCGGUUCAGGUCUUUGGGUUGGAGGGCCGCUAUGCCACUGCACUGUAUUCAGCAGCCUCAAAAGAAAAGGCUUUAGAUGCUGUUGACAAGGAUAUGAAGGUCUUUUCUGGCUUAUUAAAAACAGACCUCCAGCUUAAGGAAUUCCUCUUAAAUCCCCUUCUGAGCAAGGAGCUCAAGCAGCAAGCUCUUGAUUCAGUAAUGACCAAAAAGAAAGCCAAUGCCCUCACAGCAAACCUUUUUGGUGCACUUACUGAAAAUGGUCGCUUGUCAAAUGUCGAGGGGGUCAUUGGUGCAUUUGAAACUAUUAUGGCUGCAGUCCGAGGAGAAGUUUUGUGUGAGGUCACCACUGCCAAGCCCUUAGAUGCUAUCAUGAAGAAAGAGCUGGAGUCAUCCCUCAAAGCAUUCCUACAACCAGGAGAGAGUCUUCAGUUGACUUUGAAGGUUGACCCCUCCAUCAUUGGUGGCAUGUUGGUGUCAGUUGGUGAUAAGUACAUUGACAUGUCGAUGGCCACCAAGAUCAACAGAUACACAGGCCUUCUCCAGCAGGCUGUUUAGGCUAAUGUAAAUUGAAAAUGUCAUAUGUAUAGUUUAUCUUCUGAACGUGUAGAUAUUCUUUUUGGGAACUUAAUGUUCUAGUUCAGAAUAUGGUAAUAAUGGCAAUACCUGUACAGCAUUCCUCAUCAAAUAGCUUGUAUUGUCACCACCAGAAUUAUGAAUGGUUGGUUCUGCUUGCAUAAAAAAAAAUUACAUAAGGAAUGUAUAAGUGAAUUAAAAGUUUUAUGUAAA
Homarus americanus (American lobster) is the source of this 919-nucleotide messenger RNA. It is a transcript of the gene ATPsynO, whose product is annotated as ATP synthase subunit O, mitochondrial-like. NCBI's taxonomy places the organism in Eukaryota, Metazoa, Arthropoda, Malacostraca, Decapoda, Nephropidae. Bases 59 to 688 code for a protein of 209 amino acids. The transcript is spliced from 6 exons. Gene Ontology annotation, molecular function: proton-transporting ATP synthase activity, rotational mechanism. Gene Ontology annotation, biological process: proton motive force-driven mitochondrial ATP synthesis. The record is from RefSeq and is a predicted model, not a curated record.